GUAAUGUGGCGCCGUUCCCAAAGCUCCGCCAAGCCCCAGACCCAGACCCAGGCCCUCGCCAGAAGCUGGUGAACGUGAUGUAAACAAACGUUACCUACUGUGUACAUGUCAGUCCAGCCCCCAGACAAACGUUGUAAGAUGUCAGCACUGCACGUUGUAUGCUCACCCCCUGGAAGGCUGAAGGGUGCUCUCGUGUCGCCGGCAGUACAAGCGUGAGCGGUCAUCUUAUGCGGUGAGGGAAUAUGUCAGAUGACACCUACAAAUUCAUGAAAACAUGGAGGAAUCAAAUGUAGCCGCAGCUUUUAUAGAGGCAAUCAUGAACGAAACAAGCAACAGCACUGAAGAUUACAACUCCAAUAAUAUGGAUAUGAAGAACGGUGACAUAGCAAUGGUGGAUGCAGCUGCUGAUCUUAGGAGUAUUGAAAGCUUAGCUGAAGAUGAGGAAAAUUCAGGUGGGAUGGUUUUCAUCGCUAAAGAAUUAAGUGUUGGUUUAUCUAGUGACAAAGAAGAAAGCCAAGAUGUUACAGCUGAUGGCAGUGAAGCCUCAUCACUUUCUGGCCCGCUUGAUCAAGCUGCCCAAUAUCUGCAAGCAUCAUCAUUGCCAACCCCAAUUGAUCAAGCUGCCCAGGAUCUGCAAGCCUCAUCACUGCCAACCCCAAUUGAUCAAGCUGCCCAAGAUCUGCAAGCCUCAUCACUGCCAACCCCAAUUGAUCAAGCUGCCCAAGAUCUGCAAGCCUCAUCACUGCCAACCCCAGUUGAUCAAGCUGCCCAAGAUCUGCAAGCCUCAUCACUGCCAACCCCAAUUGAUCAAACUGCCCAAGAUCUGCAAGCCUCAUCAUUACUUGGCCCUAUUGAUCAAGCUGCCCGAGAUCAGCAGGCCCAGGAGGAUGAGCUGCGUGAGCUGGGUAUCAAUGUGGUGGACCAGUUGUCGCUGGAGCGCAAUGUUGAGGCAGCUGUUGACAAGGUGGUUACAAUGCACACUCGCAAGCAGAGAUUUCAAAUUCUUAAGAAGGAAAUCAAAGAUAUACAGAUGGAGAGGAAGCAGGCAGAAAAUAAAAUGCAGUCACUGAGGAAUAGAGUGACAGGUAUGAGGCAGCGUGUUGUAGACCCUCGGAUGUUCUUUAAGGUGGAGGAAGAAGUGAAAACCAAAACUGAGCAGCUCAAGACUCUGAGAGCUCGAGAAAACUUCUUACAACAGAAGCUUGCAUCUGCUACCACUAAUGAAGAAGAGCUUGAUGAUUUAGAGCUUGAAGAAGGAGAAAUACCAGAUACAGAUGAUGUCUCUGAGCAAGACGUUGUAGAUGAUAAGGAAAGAGAAAGACUUAUUCGUGAAGGCCAAAUGACACCGUUUGGAACCAUCUCCACCGCCAGCAAGACCGUUUCAUUUCCUCGGCCAGCCAAACCUCACUCAAAGGAACCUAUUUCAGCGAGGAAGAAGGUUGCUUCCAAGGAUGCCGCUAAAGCUGAAAUGAUCAGCCGCGGGGAAAUGACACCCUUUGGCACAAUCAUACAGCCUUCUAAUAGUGACAGUAUUUCAGGUAAGCAGUCUGGAGCUGCUGGAAAGUUUGAACAAUAUCUUCAAGAUCAAAUCAAUCGGCAAAAACAUCGCAAUGUGUCAGGCAAAGACGUUCACCACAAGAAGUCUUCAGGUGACCCCAGCUAUGGUAUUCCAAAGAAGAAAAGGAAAAUGAAGGAGUAUGUAGGGAUAUAUGAUUCUGAUAAAACGGAAAACAGUACUAAAGCGUCACCUCGUAAGAAAAAGGCAAAGGCUGGUGCCACUGGGAAGAAAGACCCUCUCAAGAAACGUAUUCUUCAUCCCAAGAAGAGAAAGAAAGAAAAAGUCUCUGGUACAAUCACAAGCACAUCAGAAGCAGAUCAGCUGAAGCUUCCUCCGCGUCGGUUGUUGUCAGAGCGUAUGAGCCUCGAAGAAAGUGAUUAUGACAGCAAAGAUGAAGGAAGUGGUUCAGAAUACGUUCCAUCUGACCAUGAAAGUCCUGAUUUAAUGGAAGAGAGUGAUGACAAUUUUGAAAGUGAAGCUGUUGCUAGUGAGAAAAGGGUACCUACUGCAAAAGGAAGAAAGAGAAAAAAGAAAUUAGAUGAGGACAGUGAUGAAAUGCUGUCUGAGGAUGAUAUUCCCAAAACAAAAAGGAAAACUUUAAAAUCAAAAGAUGAUGGAAAUUUGGAUGAUUAUCUGUUUAGGAUCGAAACUUGGAAAAAAGAGAGGUUGAAAAGGAAACAGAGUAAAAUCCUCAGAGGAGAAGAUUUAGACUCGGAUGAGGAAGAAGAGGAAGGCUAUGAGCAGUUUACAGGGGGCUACAAAGUUCCCCUGAUGAUAUGGAACAAGCUCUACAAGUACCAGCAAACAUGUGUCCGGUGGCUGUGGGAGCUACAAAGCCAAGGUUGCGGAGGAAUUCUGGGGGAUGAAAUGGGCCUGGGGAAAACCAUUCAGAUAAUAUCCUUUCUAGUGGGGCUGUCCUAUUCAGGCCUCAACUAUAGGAGACAGAGGUGGAAGGGCCUGGGACCAGUGUUGGUGGUGUGCCCGGCAACUGUCCUUCAUCAGUGGGUGAAGGAGUUCCACAAGUGGUGGCCUCCCUUCAGGGUGGCUGUCCUGCAUGAGUCAGGCUCCUUCGUGGGCAAGAGGCCGGCCCUCAUCCACAACAUCAACAGUUACUGUGGCAUACUGGUGACUUCUUAUACUGGUGUGCGGGACCAGCUGGAGACACUGCUGCAGUAUGACUGGCAUUACAUCAUCCUUGAUGAAGGACAUAAAAUUCGCAAUCCAGAAGCUCAGAUUACAGUAGCUCUUAAGAGGUUCCAGACUCCACACAGAUUAAUUCUUUCAGGUUCACCAAUACAAAAUAGCUUGAAGGAAUUAUGGUCACUGUUUGACUUUGUGUUCCCCGGCAAGCUGGGGACACUGCCAGUAUUUCUGCAGCAGUUUGCAGUGCCCAUUACUCAGGGGGGCUACGCUAAUGCCACGAAACUGGAGGUUCAGACUGCCUUCAAGUGUGCUUCCAUGCUGCGUGACACCAUAAAUCCCUUCCUGUUGCGUAGAAUGAAGAAUGAUGUAAGAAGUCACCUCAAUUUGCCGGACAAAAAUGAGCAGGUUCUCUUUUGUGGACUGAGUGAUGAGCAACGUAAGAUUUAUCAGGAUUAUCUGAAUGGAGACCAGGUGAAGGCCAUUGUGGGUGGGCGAGCAAAGGUUUUUGUGGGGCUAAUCAACCUUCGCAAGAUAUGUAACCACCCAGACCUGUACACGGGAGGCCCACGCGGCGAAGACGUGGCAUGGGACUCCGGACUUCAGCCUGAACUGAGAUAUGGGUGGUGGUCACGCUCUGGCAAGAUGCAUGUUCUGCACUCAAUUCUGCGCCUCUGGUCUCAACAGAGCCAUAGAGUUCUACUCUUCACCCAGUCAUGCCAAAUGAUGUGCAUUCUGGAGAAGUUCCUAAUGGAUGAAGGUUAUUCCUACCUCAAAAUGGAUGGGGCCACAGCAGUGUCUUCCCGCCAGCCUUUGAUCGAGAAGUUCAACACUGACUCAUCCUACUUUGUGUUCCUCCUCACCACCCGUGUUGGCGGCCUUGGAGUGAACCUGACUGGUGCUGAUCGCGUCAUAAUUUUUGACCCUGACUGGAACCCCUCCACAGACGCUCAGGCUAGGGAGAGGGCGUGGAGGAUUGGCCAGCUGCGCAAUGUCACUAUUUACAGGCUACUGAUGGCUGGUACCAUCGAGGAGAAGAUCUACCAUCGGCAGAUCUUCAAACAGUUCCUGACCAAUCGUGUCUUGAAAGAUCCAAAGCAGCAAAGAUUCUUCAAGACUAAUGAUCUCUAUGAACUUUUUUCUCUGACUGAGGGUGAAAAAGAGAAGACAGAAUCAUCAGCAAUAUUUGCUGGCACUGGUUCAGAAAUUAAACUUGGAGUGAGGAAAAGUCCAAAGAAAAUUGAACUGAGUGAAAUCUUAGAAGAUAGCUAUGCACCCAAAAAGAGAGCACCAUUAGUGAAAAAAGACACUGGUAAAACCCAGUACAAAAAUGGUGAAAAGAUUAAGAGGAAGAGCUCAGAACGAUUAGAUGACAAAGGAAAUGACUGCAGUGGACAAAUAAAACCUAGUCAAGUGGAAAAGAUGAAAGAACUUGCUAAAUUCUUGAGCCAAAAAAUUGGGACUUCUAAAAAGUCACAAAAUGAGUCAACCUCAGGUCUUAUGACUAUUGGAGAAGCUUCAGGGAGUAAGGGAGGCAAGAGCAACACUGGUGACUCAAAUGUUACAUCUCAAAGCAAUGAUGCAGAGAUGGAGGUUGAUAUAAAGAAGACAGAAAAUAGUAGUAAUGAAGAAAACAUAGAUAAUCAUGCAUCUGAGAACUUGAUACCAGAUAAAACCAAGACUUUGCAUACAGAGGAUGUGACAAAUUCAACUGAAAGUACAGUUUCACAUGGAGAUUCAUCUGAAAGCACUGUUAAAAAUAAUUCUGUUGAUGCAGCUGUUAAACCAGAAAAUGACAAAAAAGAAUCCAAACUAACUGAAAGUAUAUUAUUCAAGGCAUUAAGUGUGAGUAAUAAUACAAAUAAAAACAAGGACCCAAAAAGUCAGUCCGACCUCUCAAGAACAAACAGUGAAUCAGGUACAGAGGUGAUUCGACAUAAAGGUAAACAUAGGAAAAAGGAUAAAGUUAGGGACAAAGAGAAACAUAAGGAAUCCAAAAAGAAGGGAAAAAAGUUUGAGGGAGAGCGCAUUGAAUUUUUAGUAAAGAAGAGAAAGUUUCGGAAAACAGAGGAGGAGGAAAAGGAAGAACAGGAACUUUCAAAGUCGCAAGACCAGUACGUCCUUGAGAAGCUCUUCCGUAAAUCUGGGAUCCAUGGUGCCCUCAGCCAUGACGCAAUAAUGAACAGUAAUGAUGCAGAUUAUUUACUGGUGGAAGGGGAGGCCGAGAGGGUGGCCAAGGAAGCUCUGAAGGCCGUAAGAGCCUCUAGGUCUCGGUGCUUCAGACCUCAACCAAUAGGCGAUACAACACCAUCGACUGCAAAGAGCACACCUAAAUUUGGGAAGAAGAAGAGUCAGGUAUUUGAUGAAAUUCCUUCUGCAAAAGGAAGCAAAAGCAAGGAUGACAAUUGUAAAGAGAAUAAAGUCCCAAUGUUUAGUGGAGGGUUUGUUGAAAAGUUGGCUGAGAAGAAAAAUACUAGUACCAUAAAGGAAGAUGAUGGGCACAAAUCAGCCAUCCCUCUUAGCGACCAAGGUGAGGGGUCAAGUGGGAUGCUGUCUUCCUCCCAACUGCUUUCCCGAAUGAGGCAGAGAAACAGCGGUAUUGCUCUCGAUUCAGAGGAUGAGGAUGGAGAAGGUUACAACCCUGACUAUCCAUCAACAGCUACAGUUGAUGAAGAGAGUUUAGAACCUGAGGUGCAAGAAAACAUUGACUUACUAGCAGACAUCAGGAACUUUGUGGCAUUCCAAGCAGAAGUUGAUGGGCAAGCCAGUACUCAGGAAAUAUUAGCUAGGUUCAAGGAACGCUUGCCCCCCAGCCAGACACCCUUCUUCAAGGCUCUCCUCACCCAGAUCUGUGACUUUCACAGGGAGAGCAGUGGCAAAGGCAUCUGGUCACUGAAAGGAGAAUUUAGAUAGUGAAAAAAUGUGAUAGACUGCUGGAAACUUAAUCAGUAUUGAUAUAUAUCUAAUGUAUGCUUAUAUUCAUAUGCAUAAAUAUUAUGAAUUGGUCAAAUUGGUUUACAUAUAUUUUUUUAAAACUACUUUCAAAGAUGAAGUCCUGGAAACUCUUUUCAUAUGUCCCAGUAAAGUGGAGGAAACAAUCCUACCUCAAGCACAUGAUGAGAAAACAGGGAAUUCUUUCCCUCCCACGAAAAUAUCCCAAGAGAAGGCGACGGGACAAACAAGGGGGAGUAACGGUAAACUCUGUGUGCUGAGGUGCUGGUGCACAAUCACCACUUAGUAAUUUGGUUUCAGGAUUUGCUUUAAACCUUGAUUUAUACAUUCUACUACUUAAUAAUAUACAAAGUAAUUUAUUAAAGAUUGUAUAUAUGUAUUCACAUAUUUCAAAUUGUUAUUUAGUUCUGUUGUAAAAAUAGUAUUUUUAAUGUGCUAUACAUUAACCCACUGUAAAAAAUGCAUAUGUAUAUUUUUUUUACUGAAAAUGUAUUAAUUAUUGAAUACAUGGGCAUACCCAAGGGUUGGGUGAUGUAGCUGUAUAUUCUUCAUGAAGGGAAAUUAGUUUUCAUUUUUAUUAUAUCAUUAAUUAAUUUAUUAAUUAUUUUUCAAGAUGCAUUGUUAGAAAUUUGAAAAGUAAAAUCCACUUAAUAAACUUCUGAAAUGGCCCUGUCAGUGCUAAAAAAAAUAAUUCCAUCAUUUUCCGAUGUCAUAUCUUUCACAAUAAAGGAUACUGUUCAAGAGAGUGAACAGAAGAGACUUCAGAACACUGCUUCCAUGAACAGAGGACUGGGAGAGUUCCCCAAAAUAGUCAGAUUAGGUCCUGAUACUCUACUUUUGAAAGAAUUAAUUAAAAAUACAAAAAAGGAAUACACUAAGCCCUCAAUUAACAGCGUUUCAUUCAAGGUUGGUUCAUUAUUAUGGUGAUGGGAAAUUGAAUACAAAUUCUAUAAUAAUAGUGUGUAAAAUGUACAGCAACCAUUCAAAAAUGUCAAUGUACCAGCUGACCAUCUGCUCUUAGAGUGAAACCAGAUUGGCGAGAUAAUUUUUGCAUUGGUUCCCACAGAUGCUUUCCUACCCCUUGCUCUACCACACAGUCUCAACACUUGUCUUUUCCUCUCAUAUGUUGGCUACAGGUAACUUAUGAGAGAAAUAAAUAGGUGUUGGGGCUGUGUGGCAGAGCUGUGGGAAGGAAAAGACCCGCAGGAUCUAGAGCAAGAAUGAUCUCGUCACUCUGGCUUCACUGUAGUAAUGUUCUAAUUUCAUUAACUUGCUAAUGUUGUUACCUGACUUUUUAUAAACAGAAACAUACAUCAAUAAAUACUUUUCAAUAGUA
Molecule: messenger RNA, 6986 nt
Organism: Eriocheir sinensis (Chinese mitten crab)
Lineage: Eukaryota; Metazoa; Arthropoda; Malacostraca; Decapoda; Varunidae
Product: DNA excision repair protein ERCC-6-like
Exons: 14
Coding region: 275-5611 (1778 amino acids)
Biological process (GO): transcription-coupled nucleotide-excision repair
Cellular component (GO): nucleus
Molecular function (GO): ATP-dependent chromatin remodeler activity; ATP binding
Source: RefSeq, a predicted model, not a curated record